AUGACAAAAGGUAUCCCAUACCAACAGAAUGAUCAAGGUCAGAAUACACUAGAAACACCAAAACAAGCACGCACGACAACACCCGAGGAAGAAGAUUUUUUAAAUGAUCCAAAUAUUAGACAUAUCCCGAUCAAAAGACCAAAGAACGAUGCACGUAAGAAUCUUCUCAACUCAAUGGAAAAUGCAAAAGGUAACGGUACAAGCAGCAAUGGAAUAAUUCGAAAAUGA
Messenger RNA from Didymodactylos carnosus, 228 nucleotides. The record is from the annotation of a GenBank genome assembly. Lineage: Eukaryota; Metazoa; Rotifera; Eurotatoria; Philodinida; Philodinidae.